ACCAUACCUUUCAAACAAAAACUAAAAAAUAAAACUGAACUAUAUAAAUUAAUUAUUAUGUCCUUAGUUUGUGCACAUCCAUUCACUCAAAUUCAAUUCAAUUAUUCACCAUCAAUGGAAAAUGCAAAACAAAGAUAUGCUGUUGUUACAGGAUCAAAUAAAGGGAUAGGAUUGGAAACUGUUAAAAGAUUAGCUUCAAAUGGAAUCAAAGUUGUUCUUACAUCUAGGAAUGAAAAAAGAGGGAUUCAAGCUUUUGAGAAAUUGAAGAAAGAGUUUAGUUUUUGUAACUUUGUUGUUUUUCAUCAACUUGAUGUUACUGAUCCUUUUAGUAUUUCAUCAUUGGUUGAGUUUGUUAAGACUCAGUUUGGAAGACUUGAUAUCUUGGUUAAUAAUGCAGGAAUCAAUGGUUUCAACACAGAUGAGAUUGUGGAACCAAUUAUUAAUUGGAGGGAAUUAAGUCAAACUUAUGAGAUGGCUGAAAAAUGUAUAAUAACAAAUUACUAUGGUGCUAAAGAAACUACUGAGGCUUUUCUUCCUCUCCUUCAAUUAUCUGAUUCACCUGUCAUUGUUAAUGUUUCUUCUGCAGCAGGACUAUUAAAGUACAUAUCAAAUGAAUGGGCACAUAAUGUGUUAGAUGAUACAGAAAAUCUAACUGAAGAUCUAAUAGAUGACGUACUAAAAGAGUUUCUAAAAGACUUCAAACAAGAUUCACUUGAAAACAAUGGUUGGCCAACUUAUCUAUGUUCCUAUAAACUCUCAAAAGCAGCUGUGAAUUCAUACACAAGACUUUUAGCUUAUAGACAUCCAAAUAUGUGUAUUAAUUGUGUAUGUCCUGGUUUUGUUAAAACAGAUAUGAAUAGAAACACAGGUGAUUUAUCUGUUGAAAAUGGUGCUGCUAGUGUUGUGAGAUUAGCAUUAGUUUCUAGUGGUUCUUCGACUUCUGGUCACUUCUUUGCUCGCCAUGAUUUGUCUAGCUUUUGAAUAAAUUUCAUUGUGUUAAAAUCUUUGCAUAUUAAAGGAGGUUGAAAUUAUAGGAUAUGUGUCUUUUUUGAUGCAUUUUUUU
Messenger RNA from Trifolium pratense (red clover), 1063 nucleotides. RefSeq names its product (+)-neomenthol dehydrogenase-like. Gene Ontology annotation, cellular component: membrane. Gene Ontology annotation, molecular function: oxidoreductase activity, acting on the CH-OH group of donors, NAD or NADP as acceptor. NCBI's taxonomy places the organism in Eukaryota, Viridiplantae, Streptophyta, Magnoliopsida, Fabales, Fabaceae. The coding region runs from base 58 to 981 and encodes 307 amino acids. The transcript has 5 exons. The record is from RefSeq and is a predicted model, not a curated record.